AUGAAGAAUCAUGAAAAACCAUUUGAUCCAAGUAAAUUAACACCAGAAUAUAUUGAAGAACAAAGAAGAAUACGAAAUGAAAGAAAAGAAAAAGAAAGAAAACGUAAAGAAGAAUUGGGAUUAAUACCACCACCUGAACCUGAAUCAUUUAUAAAAAGACCCUUUAUUAAAUUAAAUUUACCACUGGUGACUGAUAAAUUGGCUAUUACAAUCAUGAGUUAUAAUAUACUUGCACAAACAUUAAUACGAAGAGAAUUAUACUCUACUAAUGGUAAAAUAUUAAAAUGGCAUAUAAGGUCUAAAGUUUUAUUAGAUGAAAUUACUCAUUACAACCCGAGUAUUUUAACCUUACAAGAAUGUGAUAAAAUUCAGUACAACUCAUUUUGGAAACAACAUUUAACUAAAUUAGGUUAUGAAUGUAAAUAUUAUCAAUUUAAUACUAAAAAUCAUGGGCUAGUCAUAGCAUACAAGUCAAAUUUAUUCAAUUGUAAACAUCAAUCAUUUAUAAAAUUAGAUCAAGACUUUGAGGAACUUCCAGUUUCAAGAAUAUAUACUAAAAACGUUGCAUUUAUAACCUAUCUAGAAUUUACAAAUGAAAUUAGACAAAGUUAUCCAUAUCUUAAAAAUGGGUUAAUGAUUGGAACUACUCAUUUAUUUUGGCAUCCUUUUGGUACUUUUGAAAGAACAAGACAAAUGUAUAUGAUAUUACACAAGUUUAAAGAUUUUCAACAUACUUUAAGCACAUUGUAUAAAGCUUUUAGCUGUUAUCUGUUUUUAACUGGUGAUUUUAAUAGUGAACCCUUUGAUGCUCCAUAUUUAUCAAUAACUUCAAAACCAAUAACUUAUGAAAAUCAAAUGAAAAAUGUACUUGGAUGUAGUUUAACUUAUAAAUAUUCAAAAGAAAGAUCGAUGGAAGAUGAAGAUGAAGAAGAUGAAGCUUUUGAAAAUGAAAGAAAGAAUAAUCCAGAUGAUCCAGAACCUUCAAAUUUUCAUGCAAGUCCAGAACAAGAUCAGAUUAUGCAAAAACUACAAGAUGCUCAUAAUAGUUUAAAUCUUAGAGCUAUUUCAUUAUAUUCAGUUGGUUAUAAAUUUAUAGAUUCUAAAAAUUCAACAAAUCAUAAAAAUGAACCAGUAUUUUCAAAUUGGGUAGAUAAAUGGAAUGGAAUGUUGGAUUAUAUAUUCUUACUAGUACCUUGGAAUAACACAGACAAUACAACAGUUGA
Molecule: messenger RNA, 1223 nt
Organism: Insectozyma verbasci
Lineage: Eukaryota; Fungi; Ascomycota; Pichiomycetes; Serinales; Debaryomycetaceae
Source: the annotation of a GenBank genome assembly